Erpetoichthys calabaricus (reedfish) is the source of this 933-nucleotide messenger RNA. Its product is annotated as E3 ubiquitin/ISG15 ligase TRIM25-like. The coding region runs from base 37 to 813 and encodes 258 amino acids. The record is from RefSeq and is a predicted model, not a curated record. Lineage: Eukaryota; Metazoa; Chordata; Cladistia; Polypteriformes; Polypteridae. Gene Ontology annotation, molecular function: zinc ion binding. The transcript has 3 exons.
ACUGAUUCUCUCUGCCUGCCUCUCCUCAGACUGACGAUGGCUGAAGCCGAGCUGUGUGGAUUACAAGACGAGUUCACCUGCUCGGUGUGUCUGGACACCCUGGCUGACCCUGUCGCUAUCCCCUGUGGUCACAGUUUCUGUCUAAAAUGCCUCAUGGACUGCUGGGAUCAGAGCCAAGACUGCAGCUGUCCUCAGUGCAGACACACCUUCACCACCAGGCCUGAGCUGAACAGAAACACUCUGCUGAAUGAAGUUAUCAAGAAAUUAAAGAAGACAACAAUCAGUCCUCCUCUUCCUCCUACUCCUCCUCCUCAGAAUUAUGCUGGCCCUGGAGACGUGGAGUGUGACUUCUGUACUGGUAAGAAGUUCAGAGCGGUGAAGUCCUGUCUCACCUGCCCGGCCUCCUACUGUCAGACUCACCUGAAGCCUCACUAUGAAGGAGACGCCCUGAAGCACCACAAGCUGGUAGAUCCUGAUAGAAAUCUGAAGGAGAAACUCUGUGAGAAACAUCAGAAAAGUCUGGAGAUAUUCUGUAAAACUGAUGAUUCCUGUAUCUGCAUGAUGUGUGUGGUGACUGGACAUAAUGGGCAUAAAAUGGUCGAACUGGAGACAGAAAGAGAAGAAAAGCAGAAACAGUUGGGGGCGACAUUGAGUGACAUCAAGAGGAGACUUCUGAAGAGAGAGAAGACACUGAAGGAGAUGAGGAGGGCGAUGGAGGACAUGAAGAUGUCUGUGGUAAGAGAGGUGGAAGAAAAUGAGAAGAGCUUUUCUGCUCUGACACAGUGCAAUGAAAGGAAGCCCACAGGAAACUGACUGAGAGGAUCAGAGAACAAGAAAAGACAGAAAUGGAGAAGGCUGAAGGAGUCAUGGAGCAACUGAAGAAGGAGAUUGAAGAGCUGAAGAGGAGAGAAGCUAACCUGAAUGAGCUUUCAG